UGACUCCAUAUUUCUAGACUCGUGGGUACUGGUGGGUCACGUAACGCGGGCUGUACCCUAUUGAUUUGUGACAGCAACGUGGAAGUGUCACAACAGACAUCGACCAGACGUCAAAAUAGGCGAACCAGACUUGUUCAGCUGACUAUGACAGAUCUGAGAUUAAUCCCAUCUCACUACCAGCCUCAUCGGGACAAUGACCUCAGUCGAAGCGGCGCGAUGAAGUCAUCCAGUCUCUAGUACCAGAUCACCACCGUUACCAGCACCAAUACCAGACUCAAAUGGAAUAAUAGCAUUCACGCCUCAGUGGAAGCAAUAAUGGCCACCCUAUGAAAGCCCACGGGACACAUCGGCGUCAUUGUGUAUCAUCGUCGCCACUUGAUACCAGCGAGGAAAUAUAUAGGGGCCCCUUGAACAGUGGCCUUAUGAUGGUUGACAGAUCAAACCGAAACAUUUACACUGAAGUGUUCAAUUGCACAUAUCUAACCACCAUCAUGCCCUCUUCCAAAACCGACACCGCAAUCCGUCUUCCCGAAAACGAAGACCAAACCCGUCGUCUGCGAAACGUCACCCAAGACCGCAAGGCCGUUUCUCGCCUGCAGGACGAAGCUAACUCCUCCAAGAAUAAGGUCGAGGAUGUAAGCAGCUGGGGAACUGGGCAGUUGCUGGGCACCGGUAUGGAUGAUGCGGGCAACCCCGUACCGGACCCCGUCUCGUUUGGAAAUGGACGCAAGGCGAGGAAUAAUCAGCAGCAGCAAAAGGAUGAAGCGGAUGUUUAUGAAGCCAUGACCCAGGAUUUUGAAUAGGUACACUAUUCUGUAGUUAGGAUGUUGUGUACAGUUAAUGAAUGGUAUCCAUAAUUUGAAUUCCAGA
Messenger RNA from Aspergillus glaucus CBS 516.65, 870 nucleotides. RefSeq lists its product as uncharacterized. The transcript is spliced from 3 exons. NCBI's taxonomy places the organism in Eukaryota, Fungi, Ascomycota, Eurotiomycetes, Eurotiales, Aspergillaceae. The record is from RefSeq and is a predicted model, not a curated record. The coding region runs from base 327 to 803 and encodes 158 amino acids.